AUUUUACAAAACGGUCAUCAUUGAAAGAAUUGGUGGUAUUUGGAUGUAAUCAAAUGCAGAUACUUGCUUCAGAACUUCUGAGUUAUCAGAGAAAAUGCAGAGAGAACCAACUCGAAAACCAGAAUCAAUGCCCUCUAUUCUUGAUCAUCUAGAAAAACUAAUAGUGCAGAGGAAUGAGAGCAUGAAAGAGAUAUUGCAUGGUGAUGAUGUAAAGGAUGGCAUUGUUUUCACCAAUCUUGAGUCUUUGCAACUUAAAGUUCUUCCAAGACUAGAAAGCUUCUGCUCAGGAAAUUACAACUUUGAAUUUCCAUCUUUGGAAGAUGUAACUGUAAUGAAGUGUCCAAAUAUGCAAACUUUCUCUGAGAGAGAAAGUGGUGAUGAUGACGCUGAAGAAGACUGGUCUUAUGCUUUGCAUAAGUUGUUCGACUAGGAUGAUGUUUCAGAAGGUAAGUGGAUUCUCUGAUGCCAUCAACUUUACUUGUUUGAUGUAUUAGCUUUCCCUUCAAAAAGAUACAUCUUUUAUACAAGCUACUAUAUAUAUGUAUAUAUAUUGAUGACGCUUUCUUCUUUGUGGGUUGUAUGGUGCACUUCUAAUUAAGCAGGAUUUCAAUG
Rubroshorea leprosula is the source of this 612-nucleotide messenger RNA. The record is from the annotation of a GenBank genome assembly. Lineage: Eukaryota; Viridiplantae; Streptophyta; Magnoliopsida; Malvales; Dipterocarpaceae.